This is a messenger RNA of Guyanagaster necrorhizus, 1010 nucleotides long. RefSeq lists its product as uncharacterized. The transcript is spliced from 5 exons. Gene Ontology annotation, biological process: biosynthetic process. Lineage: Eukaryota; Fungi; Basidiomycota; Agaricomycetes; Agaricales; Physalacriaceae. The coding region runs from base 20 to 967 and encodes 315 amino acids. The record is from RefSeq and is a predicted model, not a curated record.
AUUUUGCACUACCACCACCAUGACAUUGACUCUCCGGUACAUCGGCAACUUUCGGUGUCUACCACUCUCAAGACGAUGCCUGUCCACUGUCGAAGCUGGCAUCGAGCGACCUGAUCAGUAUUGUGCCGACUUGGUCCGCAAAAAGGACUACGAAUCUUUUCUUGUGUCGCCUUUCUACCCGACAGAACUGCGGCCCGCCUAUUUUGCCCUUAAAGCCUUUUCUGUGGAGUUGGCAACGGUGCAGGACAACGUCUCGAAUCCCAUGAUUGGCCAAAUGCGAAUGCAGUUUUGGCGGGAUGCUAUCAAAAGUUUCUCUGAUGGCAGUCCUCCCCGGCAUCCAAUUGCUCUGGCCUUGUAUGAUGCUUGCCAAAGGGCGCACCUACCUGCAUACCACCUCAAACGUAUAAUUGACGCGCGUGAAGCUGAGCUGUAUACUUCGGUCCACCUAACAACCGAUUCUCUGACGGCCCAUGCGGAGGCGACCUCUUCCACACUGUUGUAUCUUCUGCUUUCGCUAUUUUCGGCCUCCUCCUCAUCUACUCUGUCACAUGCCGCGUCUCACCUGGGCAUCUCCCAAACCCUCGCCACGCUCUUACGAGCACUCCCCUUCCAUGCCGCAAACAGUAGGAUGAUCAUACCAGCAGAGAUCACUGCAAAGCACGGGGUCGUACAGGAGGAUGUGUUUCGCAAGGGUGGCGAUGCACGGGGUAUCGAGGAUGCGGUGUUUGAGCUGGCUACUUUAGCCAAUGACCAUCUCCAGACUGCCCGAGGCGUGUUCAAGGACAACGAAUUUGAAGGUAAAGUCCCCCGGGCGGUGAUGCCGGUCUUUAUGGCAGGAACACCUGUCGCGAACAUCCUCGGUCGGCUCGAGAUGGCAAACUUUAACGCUUUUGAACCAAGACUGCAAGUGAAAGACUGGAAACUACCAUGGAGAGUAUGGAAAAGCUACUUUGUCCGAAUGUUUUGAAUAGAUUCAACUCUGAGAAUAUCGCGAGAAAGGAAAAAUGAAG